Marasmius oreades (fairy-ring Marasmius) is the source of this 1522-nucleotide messenger RNA. RefSeq lists its product as uncharacterized. Gene Ontology annotation, cellular component: cytoplasm; membrane. Gene Ontology annotation, molecular function: protein binding. The coding region runs from base 107 to 1375 and encodes 422 amino acids. NCBI's taxonomy places the organism in Eukaryota, Fungi, Basidiomycota, Agaricomycetes, Agaricales, Marasmiaceae. The record is from RefSeq and is a predicted model, not a curated record. The transcript is spliced from 8 exons.
GGCAAGUAUUUAUCAUGUACGUCACAGCCUCAGCAUCGAUUGCCUCCGCCUCUCCAUCUCCCCUCAUCGACACGUCCACAUUUCGAGUGCCCGUCGAAACUAGUGGAUGUCGCAGCAAUCAACAGCUCAAAAGCCUUCGCUCCAGGGGGUCAGAAUCAAAGCAAGAAAGGGCGCCGUAAAAGCCCAAGCAAAGCACGAGCCAACUGUCUUCAGAGACCAACUUUAUAAAUAUCUAGAAACCGUACCGGAAGGCGAUUUCGAUUCUUUCACCACAAAAUUAAUUCAAGCAGGUUCAACUCUCGAAUAUCUCAAAUAUGCAGACACUCUUUUUGAAAUCAUCCUCGUCGGCGGACUCCUCCAACCUGGGGGGAGCUACUAUGAUGAUGGCGCUCCAAUCUCGCCAUUCACCAUCUUCAAUGCAAAAGAACCGGCCCAAGUAGACGAUCUCAAAAAGUAUGUCGAGGUUCUGAACAAACUCAUCCGGAGAUACAAGUAUCUACAAAAACCUCUCGAAGAGUCUGCUCUUCCCGGGAUUCUGCAAUAUAUCCAUCGUUGGACUCCAGCUCAGAAAGACAAGGUAGCGGUGACCACCGGUCUCCUUCUCGCUCGAGGUCUUGCAAGCGCAUCUUCUCUUCAGAGUCUUACGAAGGAUCAUCUCAUCAAGAACGAUGUAUCUAUACAUGUGCUGACCUUGAUCAUUCGUGCAUACCUCUCCGAGCAAUCUAUGGAACAUCUUUCUUUGACUCUUAAGAAGGGUGGUAUCAAAGACCUCCUCCUCUUCUUCCCCCCCAGCAAGCGUGAGACUCGCUACCUCGAAGAAUACUUCAAGAAGGAGGGACUUUCUCAAGUAGCCGAUUGGUGGGCGAAGAAACAGUAUGCCAUUGUGAAAGAUAGCAUCGUAAAAGAUCUAUAUGCUCUUCGCGAGCGCGAAGAAUCCAACGAGGCUAUCAUCGUUGCCAUCAAAUCACAACAAGAAACUAAUCCUAUUCCCGAUACCGAGUUGAUUCUCUGUAUCUGGCAAGGACUGAUGUCGUCCGUCGAUUGGACCGCGCGUCCUGAUCAAAUCGAAGGUCUCGUUGUGCGUGAGGUCGGGAAAUUUGCCCCGAUUCUCGAAGCCUUCUGCACUGGCGCCAAAACUGAGGUUGCCCUUAUCAAUGUUGUACAAGUGUAUUGUUACGAGGAUACUCGCGUCAUCAAGACAUUUGCACAAAUUCUCAAAGUUCUGUAUAAUAAAGACUGUAUCUCUGAUCAAGCCAUUAUCUAUUGGCAUCAAAAGGGCUCAAAGCCUCAAGGCAGGCAGCAUUUCUUAAAGAGCACGGAAGCAUUAGUUAAGUUCUUGCAGGAACAGGAUGAAGAAGACGAUGAAGAAGAAUGAGGAUACCGUCUUAUAAAAUUUCUUAUUUCUCUUACCUGCGUUUAUAUCACGAUGGAAGGUCUGCAUAGACGACUACAAUGCCUUUAUUUGCCGUAUCUUGUAAUAUUGACAACACGUAGAGGGUACAACUCCUCGAGUUACAGAGAA